This is a messenger RNA of Fukomys damarensis (Damara mole-rat), 1434 nucleotides long. Its product is annotated as ribonuclease K3. The transcript is spliced from 4 exons. Lineage: Eukaryota; Metazoa; Chordata; Mammalia; Rodentia; Bathyergidae. Gene Ontology annotation, molecular function: RNA nuclease activity; nucleic acid binding. The record is from RefSeq and is a predicted model, not a curated record. Gene Ontology annotation, biological process: innate immune response; defense response to Gram-positive bacterium; defense response to Gram-negative bacterium. Bases 421 to 1161 code for a protein of 246 amino acids.
GCCAGCAGAGGGCAGGAGCAGCGAUGAAAUGAAGGCGAAGUACUGGGGGUCGCGGUGGCGCUGGUGAAUCAGAGAGAGAGAGAUGCAGAUUCUCCACUGCCCACGUCUCCCUUCGCUCCCGUGGACACAGUACACGACUCAUAUGCGGCUCUUCCUAAUCACCUGAGCAGCCCUGUCUCCUAGGCUCUUGGUGGUCUUUUCCAGCCUCAUGUUUGAAAUGCUCCUGCCCUCCCACAGCUCCCCGAAUUUCCCUUCAGCCCCCCUAUCCCCCAGCUUGGGACUAGUACAUCCAGCUGUCUACUUGGCAUCUUCCCUAGGCUGUCAGUGUCGGACACUUCAAACGUAACGCGUCCCAAGUGGAAAUCAUCAACUUCCUGGCUCCUUCCCUUGAAACCGCGGCCUACUCAUCAUUGCCCUGAGAUGACUGUAAUUCUCCAGCCGGCCGGCAGAGAGAAGCAGCGGCCGCGCAAUCCUGUGCUGGGCUCCCAUCAGAUACCAGACCCAGGCCAGGAUGGCGAGCUAGGUUUCCUCCGACCCAGGAGCACCGGCCCUCCCUGCAGGACCGUUUAUAACUUAUCUUCCUGGACCUGGCACAAGCAGCCCUGGAGGGCUGGGGCAAAGAAAAGCAGAAGGAAUCCUCUGAGCCUGGACUCAGCACCGCUCUGCGCUCCCUGGGAACCCCGCACAGACACCGAAAAGAUGGCUGGAAAUGUGAGAUUUCCUCUCCUAUUGCUGCUGGGGCUGUUUGCAAUGCUGAGUCCUCUUUGGGCUGUGCCUCCGGGCUUCACCCCAUUUAGAUGGUUUGCAGUUCAGCAUGUGCACCCAAAUCCUCUCACUUCAUGCAAUGGGGCCAUGAGAGGUAUCAACCAAAACCUCCCGCAUGGGGGCUGUAAGCCUACAAACACCUUUCUGCAUGACUCUAGCCAAAAUGUGAUUCAUGUCUGUACUUUGGCCAACAUCCCAUGCAAGAAUCGUCGGUAUAACAACUGCCACCAGAGUGCAAGUCCUGUGAACAUGACUGUCUGCCGGCUCAUUAGAGGGAGCACCCCUCCUAACUGCCGUUACACGAAUCGUAAUAGUUUUGCAGGCUUCACUGUAGCCUGUAAUUCACCUCAGGCAGGUGACCCUCUAGAUCCCCUGGUUCCUGUACACUUAGAUUAGAUUUGCUAAAGUUUUGAUCACUUUUCUCCUUUUUGACACUGUUUCUAUUGUAGUCUCUUCUGUCUUUUGAAUUUUCUUGUUCCCAUAAAAGAAAGAGGGGAGGAAUUGGGAGAAUUAGAGUUCCUAAGAACUGGGAUUAAAUAUGUAUAAAAAUCAUUCUUUUCUGCUUUGGGAUCUGUCUGUGCUGAGGCAAAGCAAAUAUAUAAGGGAGGAAAAGAGUUCUAGGACUUUGGCCAAGCUUUAUUUCAGUGCCUUCACAGCAAUAAAAUGACU